Molecule: messenger RNA, 1173 nt
Organism: Volvox carteri f. nagariensis
Lineage: Eukaryota; Viridiplantae; Chlorophyta; Chlorophyceae; Chlamydomonadales; Volvocaceae
Exons: 8
Coding region: 1-1173 (390 amino acids)
Cellular component (GO): cytoplasm
Molecular function (GO): cysteine synthase activity
Source: RefSeq, a predicted model, not a curated record
AUGGCUGUGUUGACGGAUCGUGUACACUGCAAUUUGGUAGAGCACCGCUCAAAAGCUCUUUUUUGCAGAUUUUCACGCUUCGCCUGCAGAAGUCGGCGCAGCGGUCCGGUCGUGUGCGCAGCAGUGCUACCUGAGCAACCGGCAAUCUCGCUGGAGAGGCCGGACCCGUUGUUUAGUAUUCCAAUUCCACAGCAUGGAAUUCAGACGGAUGCAACAAAGCUAGUCGGGAACACACCCAUGGUAUUUCUGAAUUCAGUGACAAAGGGAUGUCUCGGUCGCAUCGCCGCGAAGCUUGAAAGUUUCGAGCCAUGCUGCAGCGUCAAGGACCGGAUUGCGCUGAGCAUGAUCGACCGCGCUGAGCUCCAAGGGGAAAUCAAGCCUGGUCGAACUAUCCUUGUUGAACCCACGAGCGGUAACACGGGCGUCGCCCUGGCCUACGUCGCAGCAGCCAAGGGCUACAAGCUGAUUCUGACCAUGCCGGAAACCAUGAGCAUCGAGCGGCGGGUGCUGCUGCGGGCCUUUGGCGCGACGCUCAUUCUUACCCCUGGCCGGCUGGGCAUGACUGGCGCCAUCCGCAAGGCGGAGCAGCUUGUGCAGUCUACCCCCAACGCCUUCAUGCUGCAGCAGUUCGACAACCCCGCCAACCCCGAAGUACAUUACCGCACCACGGGCCCUGAGAUUUGGAGGGACACGGCGGGCCGGGUCGAUAUCUUCGUGGCGGGAGUGGGCACCGGCGGAACUAUCUCGGGUGUAGGCCAGUACCUCAAGGAGCACAAGCCCGGAGUCCAGCUGGUGGCGGUGGAGCCUGCUGAGUCCCCGGUCAUCAGCGGAGGCGCACCCGGCUACCACCAGAUUCAGGGCAUUGGUGCGGGCUUUGUGCCCAGGAACCUUCGGGUUGACCUUCUUGACGAGGUCCUUAAGGUGAACAGCAAUGAGGCGGUUGAGAUGGCCCGACGGUUGGCAGUUGAGGAGGGGCUGCUGUGCGGCAUCUCCUCCGGUGCCGCCGUGUGCGCCGCCAUCCGCCUGGCUAAGAGAGUGGAGAACCGCGACAAGCUGAUUGUGACGGUGCUACCAAGCUUUGGAGAGCGAUAUCUGUCCACAGGUGGGCGAUACCACCCUUCGCCGGGUAGUUGUGGCGGUGUGGUAAUGUGGCAGGGGGGAAGAAAGAGGUGA